AUGCGAGGAGACAAAGGACGGCGACUAUCAUUCCGACGGAAAUCCAGUGUCGAAUCACGAGAGAGUUCGUCUCAGAAAAGCUCAGAGAGUCAACAAAAAGAAUCCACUUUGUCCUUGUUCAAAAAGCUCCUUCAACCACACAAAGAAUCAAAACGGAAGGUGGUGGAGGUAGAACGUCGGCAGCUGGAAAACAGCGACUGUAUGGUGCGGUGGCAUGACUUCUGGUCUCACUCUGGGAAACAUACGAGCGUUUGGCAGUCUCUUGGAAAGUCCAUCGAGGACAGCUCCCACAACCUUGUCCAUUCCAUCGGCAUCGACAAAUUCCUCCACUACAAGCCCCCAAUAUCAACCAACGGCGACAAGGGAAGUCCACGGGAGAACAAGCAGGCUAUUCUAAGGAACUGGUUCCGGACGGAGAGCGAUAGGACUGCUAUGAUGCUCAGAGGACUGGCCAGAUGGGGGGCCCAGGAGAUAUCGGGAAACCCUGCCCUUGACGAGCGAUACCCGAUGAUUCUAAUUAACGGACUACCUUUUGUUGGCAAGUCGACCGUCGCACGAGAGCUGGCGUAUCUUCUGGACGAUGGUAACCGACCUGGUCUCGUCACGACACUGCGGGAAGCGGCGUUCAACUUUUUUGGGGACCCAUCUCCUCGGCCCUCCAAAGACCGAGCCAGCGCGAGCGCCCACAAGCGUGACAAGCACCACCGGCCCAUCGAGGUCUUUGCGGACGGUCGUGCGAUCGUCAUCGAUGUCGAGCACCUGAGCUUGGCUCUUCAUGCUGAAAAUGGGGAGCACGUGCAGCAACCUGGCGGUGGACAUACCAGUCAAUCAAGCAAGCCAGAUGCGCAAACGGCGAGUUCCGUGGCCAGAUAUUGCUCGUCGCUCUCCACGUUGGCGCGCAAGAAGCCUAGCAGCGACGCUGCAGACCGCCUUGACCGCGGCCGCCAUUCAGCUCUGGAAGAGGGCUUGCUCCACGAGAAGCGCAGCGCGAGUGCUGUCAUUUUCACAGAGUACCUGCCAAAGUACAACGGCGAGAGCGGAGAAUUUGCGGCAAAAAGCUACCGGACAGCAGCGGACGUGUUUGACCGGCGACUCAUCCCCAUCUACCUAACAUGCAGUGAAGCGGAGCACCAGCGUCGGUUCGAGUGCCGGCAACGGGAGGAGCACCAAUACGUCCAAGCAGCUCGGGCCCGCGGUGUGGCGUUUUCCGAGAACCAGAUCGCAGCCAUGGCGCCUGCGGGACUGCAACAGGCUGCCCAUGCCCUGAAGAAGCUGCACUGCGGCGAGGAGGACGUGUACUAUUUUUCGAAACCGGCCCACUUUGUGAAUCAACAGUUCCAGCUCGGUCCGCGUCCGGUCUUUGGCGAGCCCACUGCGCCUGAGGCAUACCAGGGCGUCCGCAUCGACUCGACGGGGCUGACAGCCCUGGAGACGGCCAUGGUGAUCCGCGAUUUCAUCCACGAUGUGCAGCGUGGCGAGCCGGGGACCACGACGCUGCUAUGGCCGCCCACGCAGAAGGAGCGUGAAAGGAAAUACCUCGAGGAGCUCGAGUCGUGGGUGGUGGUGUCCAGAAACGAAGAGACAAACAGAGGAGUCGAGGCGUCCGAGUGA
Sporothrix schenckii 1099-18 is the source of this 1611-nucleotide messenger RNA. RefSeq lists its product as uncharacterized. NCBI's taxonomy places the organism in Eukaryota, Fungi, Ascomycota, Sordariomycetes, Ophiostomatales, Ophiostomataceae. The coding region runs from base 1 to 1611 and encodes 536 amino acids. The record is from RefSeq and is a predicted model, not a curated record. The transcript has a single exon.